AUGGAGGAAUUGGCUACGCUAUCGCCGAGUAAGCCGCUUACGUCUUCAAUUCUCGACCUCAUUACAGUCACGCUCGAUUUCCACGUCAUGCUCUUGGAUUCCUUGGAUUUGAAGCUGGAUACUAACGCGCUUAUUGUCAUGCUUUCUUCUGUCACUUCACUCUCCAGGGAGUUUCAGCGCCGCGGAGCGAACGUGUUCGCCACGUCACGCCGAGUGGACACGAUGAAGGGGCUCAAGGAGAAAGGGGUGCACACGCUGCCGCUCGACGUCACAUCUGAGCCGUCCAUCCAGGCGGCAGUGAAGGAGGUGGCACGAACAGCAGGGCGGGUGGACGUGCUGGUAAACAACGCCGGGUGUGGGCUGCCGGGGCCGUUAGCAGAAUUACCUGUGGGCGGAUCAAAGAGGUGCUAUGCGGUACCCAUGGGUGAGGUGUAUGACACGAACCUGUUUGGAGCAUUGGCGUUGUCCCAGGCAGUCUUUCCUUACAUGCACAAGCAGAAGAGCGGCCGAAUCAUCAACGUUUCCAGUGUUGCUGGUUACACUUACAGGCCCUUUGUGGGGACGUAUGGCAGCAGCAAGGCGGCGUUUAACGCGGUUACCAACUGCAUGCGCGUGGAAAUGAAACCGCUGGGGAUCCGCGUUGUGCUUGUAACACCCGGUUACAUCCGCACCAACAUUUUCAGCAAGAAUGUCUCUCACAUUCCCGUCCUCCCGCCAUCAAGCCCGUUUAAGCCCAUGGAGAUUAAUGUCCGCGAAUCGUAUGCCAAGCGGGCCGAGAACCAAUCAUUUCCACCCGCAUCUGAGCUGGCAAAGCGCAUCGCUGAUGCAGCACUCAGCCCAAACCCUCCUAUCAGGAUUUUGUUCGGAACGAGCGCGCUUCCUGCCGUGGUUGCGGGGGCCAUGCCUUUAUGGCUUCAAGAUUUUGUGUAUUCACGGCUGUUUGGCAGUGGGAAAAAUCUGUAG
This is a messenger RNA of Closterium sp. Naga37s-1, 963 nucleotides long. Lineage: Eukaryota; Viridiplantae; Streptophyta; Zygnematophyceae; Desmidiales; Closteriaceae. The record is from the annotation of a GenBank genome assembly.